Molecule: messenger RNA, 858 nt
Organism: Trichophyton rubrum CBS 118892
Lineage: Eukaryota; Fungi; Ascomycota; Eurotiomycetes; Onygenales; Arthrodermataceae
Exons: 3
Coding region: 1-858 (285 amino acids)
Source: RefSeq, a predicted model, not a curated record
AUGGAUUUUAAACCCCAAGAUUUCGUUCACUAUCUCCUUGCCGCCGCUGGUGCUUUCCCACACGACCAACCUGGGAUUUCCCUGAUAUCGGAGGAAGACGGCGAUUUGAUCGAAAAGCUUUGGACGGGAACUGAAAUCGCAAAUCAAGUGUUUGUUGCGAGUGACGUACGAAAAAAUACACCAGGUCUAUACCUUUUGGGUGAAGAAGAGCGAAGCAUUUUCUUCGUCGACAAGUCGGACGUUCUUCAGUGGUAUCGAUACGACCCAGACGAAGAGGAAUGGAGCGAAGUUGAAGUUGAUAACCAAGGAAAAUUGACCGUUCACCAAUCGAGCCGAUUAAGUGGUUGCCUCAGCCCGGGGGGUGAAAUCGUGAUAUUCGAAGGUCCAGAAAAUGGGCUUCGAGCGUACAGAGUCACAGAAGGGGAUAAAUUUGAAACCUUACCCCCAUUGUCCGCAAAUUUGGAGCCAGGGACGCCACAUCAGGCCGUCCUGCUAGGCGAUGAUACUCUGCACCUGCUGUAUGUCCACCGUGACAGGCGAAUUCAUCAUCUCGUUGCAGAGAGUCCUGGACUCAGAGAAUGGAAAGACACGGGCAGUAGCUUUCCUUACCCAAGCUUCAAUCACGAUGAAAAGAUUGUCAGCUUCAUCGUCAUCCCACAGGGGGAUGGAUCUCUGGAAAUAUGUGCUUUGAUGUCGGGAGGCGCGCUGGUGCAAGUGAAGACCAACGGGCAGAUUACCCAACUGGGAACUGUCAAGCAGGGCCGGUUCACGGCUCACACGAGCGAAGAGUGUGGUAUUGAGCUUAUGAUAGGCGUCAAGAAGGGUAUUAAAGCAGUUGCGCAUAAGAUGAAAAAAUAG